Dermochelys coriacea (leatherback sea turtle) is the source of this 2352-nucleotide messenger RNA. RefSeq names its product potassium calcium-activated channel subfamily M regulatory beta subunit 1 (gene KCNMB1). Bases 209 to 826 code for a protein of 205 amino acids. The transcript is spliced from 4 exons. The record is from RefSeq and is a predicted model, not a curated record. Gene Ontology annotation, biological process: potassium ion transport; detection of calcium ion. Gene Ontology annotation, cellular component: voltage-gated potassium channel complex; membrane. Lineage: Eukaryota; Metazoa; Chordata; Testudines; Dermochelyidae. Gene Ontology annotation, molecular function: potassium channel regulator activity; calcium-activated potassium channel activity.
AGAGUUCAGCCACAGCAAAACAAACCCAGAGGAGUCCUGGAAGGGAAAGUUUUUAACUCUAGUUUUUGCUGUUUCAUCACUGGUGUGGAAAGGUUUUCACCUACCAGGAUCAGUUAAACAACAGAAACUAUGUCAUGAGCUAAAGACUCCGAAAGAGCAGCAUCCGCCAGUGACUAACAAGAAAUUUCAGAAUCCAUAACACUAAAUCAUGUUGGGGAAGAAACUGGUGACCGCACAGAAGCGAGGGGAGACCAGGGCAUUGUGCCUCGGACUAGGAAUGGUUGCAUGCUCAGUGAUGAUGUACUUUUUUAUUGGGAUCACAAUUAUGCCACCCUACGUGAACAGCGUUUGGACCAAAGAAACUACGUGCAAACUGCUCAAAACCAACAUUAAGGACAAAGUCCAAUGCUCGUUCAACAAUGGUGAAGGCGAUGAAAAAAUUUUCCAGUAUCCUUGUCUAGAGGUGUUGGUUGAUUUGAACUUCUCAGGACAAGAGGUUAUGCUCUAUCAUACCGAAGAAACGCAAGAAAGAAAUCCCAAGUGCUCCUAUAUUCCACAAAACUUGAAGAACGACAAAGAAGUUAAAACGCUAAUAGAAAGCGCCGCAGAAAAUUUCCGAAAGCAUCAGACUUUCCCUUGUUAUUACGACCCAGAACAAAGACAGACAAGUGUCAUUUUAAUAAGGCUAUAUCCUCCAAAGGGCCUUUUCUUCGCUUUCCUCUGGCCUUCCCUUAUGUUGACUGGUGGAGUUCUGAUUAUCAUCAUGGUGAAAGUCAGUCAAUAUAUUUCUGUUCUUUCUGCUUGGCAAUACAAAACAAACAUAUAAUGUUCCACAACAAAACAAGCUGAAGUUCCUUUUCCCCCACACUCUGCCUUCUCAGUCUGUACUUUGUAAUUCUUAAAAUGUACCAGGUUCAGUGGUCAGAGUUCUAGAGAAGAGACAUGUUGUCUGAGUUUAUAUACCAUAUAUUACCAUGAGACUGCUCUGAUGCCUACAUUGAUGACCUGUUCCCUGAAAAUGACUGUUGCUCUCCAUUCAGUUUCCAAUUCACUGCAGUAUACAAUGUGAAUCCAAAGUACUCCAUGUGUACUGUGUUUGACUAGCACUCUUGACAUGGAUAGCACAGCUAGGGUUGCCAACUUUUUUAAUUGCACAAAACUUGCCCCGCUCCUUCCACAAGGCUCCACCUUUGCCCCUUCUCUGAGGCCCCACCCCCCACUCACUCCAGCCCCCUCCCUCUGUCGCUCGUUCUCUCCCACCCUCAUUUACAUUGUCGGGGCAGUGGUUGGAGUGCGGGAGGGAGUGAUGGCUCAAGCUGUGGGUGCAGGCUCUGAGCAGAAAUAAGGGGUUAAGAGUGCAGGAGGGGGCUCAGGACUGGGGCGGUGUAGGCUCCAGCUGGUGGUGUUUGCUCUGGGGUGGGGCCAGGGAUGAGGUUGGGAGUGUGCUCAGGGCUGGGGAAGGGGGUUGUAGUGCGGGAGAGGGUGCAGGAUGCGAGUUCUGGGAGGGGGCUCAGAGCUGGGAUAGGGGUGCAGAAGGGAGUUGUGUGUGUGGGGAGGGGUUCCAAUCUGGGGCAGGGGGUUGGAGUGUGAGGUCUGGGUGGGGGCUCAGGGCUGGGGUGCAGGCUCUGGGAGGGAGUUAGGGUGCAGGAGAGGGUUCUGACAUAGGGCAGGGGGUUCAGGGAGCGGGCUCCAGCUAGGCGGUGCUUACCUCAGGCGGCUCCCACUCUGCAGCGCAGCAGGGGUAAGGCAGGCUCCCUGUCUGCCCUGGUUCCGCACUGUUCCCAGAAGUGGCUGGCCCCUAGGUGGAGGCGCAGCCAGGUGGCUCUCUGCGGUGCAUGCUGCCCACACCUGCAGGCACCACCCCCACAGCUCCCAUUGGCCAUGGUUCCCUGCCAAUGGGAGCUGUGGAGGUGGCGCUGGAGGGGGGUGGGGAUAGCACGCAAAGCUUCCCUGACCACCCCUGCACCUAGGGCCAGACAUUCUGGCCACUUCUGGGGAUCUGUGUGGAGCCAGGGGAGGCAGGGAGCCUGCCUUAGUCCUGCUCUGCUGCCCACCGGACUUUUAAAUGGCCCAGUCAACAGUGCUAACCAGAGCAGCCAGGGUCCCUUUUCGACCAGUCAUUCUGGUCGAAAACAGGAUGCCUGGCGACCCUAACCUCAGGUCCUUUCAUCAUGUAUUUUGUGAACGGAUGUGUCAGCUUCAAAAGAAAAAAAAAAUCAGAACUAAACUGCAGAUUUUAAGACCAUCAAGCACCAAUGGAAAAAAUAACCCCACUCUCACUGAAAUGUAAAGUUCCUUACUGUUUGCUGUACAAGAUGCAUGCUGAAACAAUAAAAAAAUCCCUCCACACAU